UCCAAGUGAAGCUUCUUGGCACCAUUGGCAAGCCUGCGCUACAUGUUGCCCCGUUUGCGCUACUACCUCACCACGGGCGCAGGAAUGGAGGCGCAAGGUGGAUCAGUUGGUGCCGGAGGUUCCGCUUCUGGCGGUGGUGCUUACCUCAAAGGAAAGGGAGAAACGCAGUUGCAGAUGGACAGGACACUCUUGAAAAAGCGUAUCUCUGCUUGCAUGAAGCAGUUGGAGGAGGUGAGGAAAGUGCGAGCGCGGCAACGAGACCGUCACAACAGCCUUGGUUUGCCGAUCGUGUCAUUAGUGGGUUACACCAACGCUGGAAAGUCAACCUUGAUGAACGCCUUGGCACAAAACACCGAGGUGAAAGCAAAGGAUCGACUCUUUGAAACCCUGGACCCAACGAGACGCUCCGUGACAUGGCCAGGUGGUCGCACAGUGAUGUUGGCAGAUACCGUGGGCUUUAUUCAGAGGCUUCCCGAACAGCUGGUGGCGGGCUUUCGCGCCACUUUAGAGGAGGUGGUUGAGACCGACCUGAUUCUCCAUGUGGUCGAUGUCUCUUCCCCCACUGCGGCUCAACAGAUCGCCAGCGUUUUGAAGACUCUGAAGCGGCUGCCGCACUUUAAGCCGAGUACGCCGCAAAUCAUGGUCUACAAUAAGAUUGACAAAUUGGAAGGUGGCAAAGCCGAAGAACUUGAGCAAAGUUUAAGCUAUCCUCAUCCCGGAAUCAUCGGACACGUCCAGGUGUCGGCUUUGCAGGGCAUUGGCUUUACGGCUUUGGCAGAGGCCAUUGAGGAUACCUUGAUCAAACACACAGACUUCGGAGCGAACCGAUUGAAACUGUUGAUACCUUAUGCGGACUCUGCUCUUUAUUCGCAGAUGAAAAGUGGAGAUCAACAGGUGAAGAUCAACUUUGAGGAACCCACCAGCGAUGGAUACUUGAUGGAAGUCACUGCUUCCCCCACUGCUGCCAGAAUGCUGAAAGACUUUGAGGUAAGCGAAGAAGACUUUGAACUGAUCUCAUCUAUGUGAGUGGCCGCUGCAUCCGUAGCUGAUGGCGCCGGAGGUAAAGCGGUUGAUGAAUAGUCGGUGAAUGGUUGUUUAAUACAUGGGUGGUGAAUGG
Messenger RNA from Cladocopium goreaui, 1117 nucleotides. The record is from the annotation of a GenBank genome assembly. NCBI's taxonomy places the organism in Eukaryota, Dinophyceae, Suessiales, Symbiodiniaceae.